This is a messenger RNA of Musca domestica (house fly), 12941 nucleotides long. RefSeq lists its product as uncharacterized. Gene Ontology annotation, cellular component: cytoplasmic vesicle membrane. The record is from RefSeq and is a predicted model, not a curated record. The transcript is spliced from 5 exons. Bases 1504 to 3981 code for a protein of 825 amino acids. Lineage: Eukaryota; Metazoa; Arthropoda; Insecta; Diptera; Muscidae.
UCAUCUCCUUUCUCUGAAAAUGAAAAGAACAAAGAAAGAAAGGAGAGAAAUCAAAUAUUGCUUUAGUCAUUGUGUGUGAGACAACGAAGAAAAACUUUUUUACGAUUAUUCAAUAAAAAUAUCCUAACUCAAAAUUCGUGUUAUUAGAUUUGCGAACAAUAACGACUGAAAUAAAAAAAUGUGAAAAUAGCAAAAUUGAAAUUCGUUAUUCACUAUAUCGACAAUACAAUUGCGUAUGCUUGCAAUUUUGCGACAAGGUGGUGGUUGUGCCUUCGAUGGACAUUAAUAUAUCUAUAUAUCAAAAAAUGUUUGUUUUCAAAGAUGAUGACAUCUCUUUGUUGAAUGUGCAGAAAAAACUUAAAGAACGUCUCGGUAUCUGAUUAGAAGUUCAACAAUAAAUCCUGUUAAAAAGACGCAUAAAAUCUAAUUUAAUUCGUAAACAUUUGCAACAAAGACAAUUCGAAAUAGUUUGCAUACUUUUGGGCGUCGUUACUCAGCCACAAAUACACGCAGGCGAGAGGAAAACAGCACAUCAUUGCCCUCUUAAGAGAAUUUGCUCAUACCUUUCCUAUACAAAACAUACACACACACCAGGCGUCUCUUGGACUGACAGCAGUUUUUUGCGCAUUUAAAUUCCUACAAUUGUUACAAAGUGUAAGAGAAGGUCCUUUCUUGAGUUAAACAAACGGUUGCAGUAAAUUACAAUUAAAGAGCCAACCAAGCGACUGAGGGGCAUUUAUUAAAAUUAAAACAAGAAAAUAAGAACUCUCGGGUAACACAGCCGUAUACAUACGUACAUACGUAGUGCAUAAAAUAAUUAAAAACACAAACAAAUUGUCCCACACUCUCGCCUCCACAUAUACACAUACACGCGCGUUUGCACGUGGACAAGACCUGUACUACAGGCAUACAUACACACAAAAUAUAAAUUGACUAAAAGCUGCGUUGUAUGUGCUCGCUCGUUGUGCACAUAAAGCACCAUUCGAAAGCAAAGAAAACACAAUAAAAAUAAACAAAUAAAAGUGAGAAAUGUGAAAACACUAGAUGUGUGUGUGCGUUUGAUGUGUUUGUGUGCAUAGGGAUAAAUGUUCGCAAUUGCAUUGUGUUUCAAUUCCAAGGACAGCGAACGGACCAUCGUCGUACUGCUAUUGCUACGGCGAAGGCAGCAUUGCUCUAUGUCAGUGUCAGAUAUCUGAAUGAAGUCGUUCCGCUGCUAAUCAUCAUCCAUCCAAGCAAACAACGUUGCAUGCCUCAGAGCCGAGUGAGUGCAAAUUCGUGAAAGGCGGACAUUGGAACGCACAUCAGCCAUUAUGGAAGACGUAUGUAUGUAGCCAUAACAGUAGUAGUAGCAGCAGCAGCAGCAGCAGCCGUUGCAGCAAUAACAACAUCCACACAUAAAGAAAACACCAGCUAUCAAACAAAGCAAUAAAAAUACAAACGAAUACAAACGACCAAAAACAUAAAGGACAUUAUUUUUAUUGUCACAGCAUUGCUGCAUUGAAAAUGCUAUUGUUUGUAGCUCUCAUAUUUGGCAUUUCAAUACAAAUGUCUAAAUUUGUUGCCGCUCGUUUCUGUGAAGGCGGACACAUUUGUUCCUUACCUAGAGAAUGCUGUACACAAGGUUGUUGCCCGCCGUAUCAAAGUGGACCUCGUCAAUUGCCACCACCAUCGGAACAUGUGCUUAACCUGUUUUUCAUCAGCCACUGGUUCUUCUGGUGUGUUGUGGUAGCAAUUAUUUUAGCCAUCCUCUGUGCCUACUCUCUGUGGAAAAAGCGUCGAACACUUUGCGGCUGGGGCUUCAAUGAACACCAUGCACAAUCUGAAGGAGACUCGGCUGGCUCGUGUUACGCACCUCCGCAGUACAGCCGUUGUAAUUCGUUCCAUCAUCCCCCGCCACCCUAUACCGAGGUGACAUCGAAACCAGAUCUCUACCCGUUGGUGUUCACCUGCAAUAGUGAUAAUGGUAAAAAUGGUUCCAGCUAUCUAAUGGUACAAUAUUUUCGCAAUUACAUAGUGCGUCCGGCCGGAUCCCUGUCGGCGGCCAGCACAGUAGAUUCGCUUAGCUCUAGUUUUAUAUGCAACAUUAACGAAGCAAAUACGCUUGUACCGCCGCCGUAUUCGAGGGCAGCCAGUCCUGAGAUUGGUUUCAGUUCACACUUUCAGCAGCAGUAUAUGAUGCCGCGCUCCGCAUCCCAGCUGGUGUGCCAAAAUGUCAAUAAUGGAAAUUUUAUAGGGGCCCCCGGCAAUGCAACCGCAACUGCGGCCAGUGGGAAUGGCCAAUUUGAAUUGAGCAAUAGUUCUCAGAUGUAUAGUGGCCGUUCGACCAGCACACAUUACGCCACCGUUACGGUCAAUGCAACUGUGAACCGUAUGGCCGCCAACAGUACGACUGGCGAUCGCAGUCGGGAGAGAACUACCAAUUUCAAUGGAAAUCAGCACGGUUUUGAGAGCAGCCUGUCCUACGAUGAUGCGACUGAGAACGACGAACGCACAAACGAUAAUAUUAAUGCCAAUGUGAUAAAUUGUAGUAGUAGUAGCAACGACAUACGCGUGUUGCCCAAUAGCAGCGGAUUCGCGCAAUCGCAAAGUGAUCAGCAUUUCCGAUACAUAACGAACAGCAACAGCAGCAUUAGUGAUAUUUUUGUAAACAACAGUUGUGCAGCGGGAAUUGGAGGCGGAGGUUCGAGUAGAGUCAACAGGUCGGAGAAUUCGUCUAUAGUGGGCUCCGUGUCCGGCGCUGGUGCGGUCGUGCAUCCCCAGACAGGCGGGACACCUGUGAUCUACAGCAAUGGAUGUAUAAAACCCAUUCCACUGCAUCGAGCCAGCACAAACCCUACCCAAUUUCAUGUGGACCCCUCAUCGAACCGGGAGACAGUACUGUAUCAGUCGAACAACUCAAUAGGUGGUAUUUCAAUAACAGUUCCUACUGGAAUCGAAGAUUCGUCAGUUCUUUGCAAUGACAACGAAAUUAGAGACUUGCAACUCUUGAGAAGGAGCUUGGAAACUUGCUGUCAACUCCUGCAACAACAGCAAAAGCUUCCUUCGGGCAAUUUCGCUUUGGGCGAAUCUCCUCUCCGCAUGAACGAGCUGGCCAAGAAGUACAUAGACGAGGGUCUCCUACGUAGCUAUGUGACCUCGGGAACAUGUUCUGGCGUCAGUAGUCUAGCCAAUAUAGGCACGCCAAGUUCCCCGCCUCAAGCUACCAGCCCCACGGGCGAAGUAAAGGAGAUUCUCGAUCAAAUUCGACAACUGCAAGAGGGCGUUACAAAAUACGAGGAGGACUUAGCUUUCCGGGCUGUUGGUCGACCAAUUCUACACCACACUUUGUCUUCACCGGCCCCGUCGGCAAAUAGAAAUGCGGCGCAAACUGCAAAUGUUGGCGGAAAGCUUCAACGCAUCUCCACCAUGCCCGAACAACAAUCAUUAGCUGAAGCCGCCAAGGUAAACGUCUUAGUUAAGUCGUCGGUGGCAAAUAACUCUCCCACUAACUCACUCACCUCAGUACCGUCAACCUCGUCAGUCCUGGUGGGGACGCAGCCAUCCAGCAAACUCACGAUUAGCAAAACAUCGCUAAAUGGCAGCGGUAGUUCAGCGGUCCCUAACAGUAGUUUUAUCUUUUCUUCGUCAUCGAAACGACCAUCAACGCUCCAACAUAGCAAAAAACGCUUCUAUACAUCGAAACCGCCCAACAAGGCCAUGUACAUUCCUAUGAUGGCCACGAAUCAGGUACCAUCGGGCAGCCGCUGUACCAUCCUGAAGAGUCCCGUGACCAGCGUAGUAAAUUCGAACUUCUUUACGAGCCGUGGCAACCGACAACGCAAAGGUUGGAUCUCAAGAUCUGCUCCAACAACUCCAGCAACACCGUUACCUCCCAGCUACAUGGACGAUGACAGUCCUCUGUUGAAUGAACACGACGAGGAUCAAGAGGCCGAGCAAAAUGCGGAAAUGGAAAUUAAUGCGUCUGUCAACCACGUCGAAUAAGGCUCUUGAAUAAUAGCACACCAUAAGAUGCAUGGUUUUUAGAUUCUCUUCACGUGCAGAAUUAUGAAUAUGAGCAAAUUGGCUCUCCAUUUGGCUACGUAGCUACAUGAGCGACAAACUCAAAAUACUCCAGAUCACGGUCGACCAAAAAGAGAGAGAGAACAAAUGAGUAUCCAAAAAGUAACUUGAUUACGAAUGAACAAGUAAAAAAAGCAGUAAGUUCGGCCGGGCUGAACUUUGAAUACCCUCCACAUUUGGAAAGAAUUUGGAAAUUAAAAAAAAAAAAAUCCCUUAAAAAUUCCGAUAAAUCUUAAAAAUACCUAAUACAUCCGUUAUAUUGGGGUCUAUACCAAAGCGUGGACCUGCAUAGAAAACUUUUGUCAUAAGCCAUUAAAAUAUUCAAAUACGAAACUUGAAAAAUAAGAUCCGGUGAAUAAUGUAGCUAAAAUCAUCAAAAUACAGAAUGUAGGGAGGUACCGUUAUAUCAGGAUAUACGAAGACCUGAACCUGUAUAGACAAUUUUCUGUCACAAGCUGUAGUACCUAUUAGGAACUUCAAAUACGAAAUUUCAAACAAUUUCGGUCGUCGAAAUGCCGAAUAUAGGAAGGUACUGACAUAUACGAAGACCUGGGCCUGCAUAGACAAUUUUCUGUCAUAAGCUGUAGUUCCCAUUACGAACUCUAAAUACGAAGUUCUGCAUAUUGGGGGGGGGACCGUUAUAUGGAGGCUAUACGGAAGCAUAAGCAAUUUUUUCUCAUAGGCUGUAGUACACAUAAAAAUUCUAAAUACGAAAUUGUCAAAAUAUCGAAUGUCGGGGAUACCGUUGUAUGUGGGCCAUUGAAAAAUAUAGCUAAAAUCAUCAAAAUACCGAAUAUAGGAAGGUACCGUUAUAUAGGGAAUAUACGAUAUCUUGGAACUAUAUAUACAAUGCUCUUCCAUGGGGUAAACUACUCAGAAGGAAAUCCUCUUGUGGAUUUUCAGACAAUUUAAUUGAAAAGUUAGGCAACAAUCAUCAAAAUACCGAAAUAGGGGGGGGGGGGUGGUUGUACCCUUAUAUGUGGGCUUAACGAUAUCCUGGACCGAUAUAGCCCAUCUCCGAGCUUGAUCUGCCUGCAGAUAAAAUAUUAAUCUGUGCAACAUUUUAGCACAGAUCUGUACAUGUUAAUUUGCAAUCACCUUACAGGUCGAAAUUGUGGCCCGAUCCUCAAGAAAUAAAUCGCUUCUUUACUUUUCGAACCAUUUCUGCUGAUGUUGCUGUUUUCUUCCGUCCACUUCUUUGAAGUCGGGCUACGCUACCAGUGUCACGGUAACGAGCGAUAGUACGAGACACAAAAGAUUUAUUCACAUUUAAAUUCUGGUGCUUUAGCGAUAGCCACUUGUGUUUUUCCAGACAAAUAUAAAGAAAUCACACUAUCACGCUUGAAUUCCAUCACGAAUAACUUUUUUCUCGAAAAUUCUCACCAAAAUGCUUUUAUACGCUUGUAAACAAUAAGUGAGCUGUCACUGGAAUAACAGAUGUCGGACGAGUGGCUUAGAAAUGACAGCAGUCUAAAGUUGGUUGCAGUUUUUUCAUCUUACCCUGUAUAUGUAAAAUAAAUAUAUUAGUCAUUCUGCUUAAAAGUCAAGAAUCGCUGGACUGAUUUUCACAAUUCUCAUAAAUUCGGAAUGGUAUCUUGCCAGAAAAGGAUAAGACCUAAGAAAAUCGCGUAAAAAUGUGCCAAAAAAAAGUGAAUAUUUUUCUUACACUUUUUCAAUUUUUGUCAUAUUUUUACAAUUUUAAUUACACAUCUUUUAAAGUUUUUCUACACUCCGCGACACUAGUUAUUGAGGGUAUUAUACAGGUCGCAAUUAUCAUCCGAUCCUCAAGAGCCUAUUGUAUUUGAAGAUGUACAUUUAGGGGUUCAAAUGGACCAAAAAAGGGCGCUUGCGACAUAUUGUAGUGUCGUAGGGUAUUACAUGGUCGGCCCCGUACGACAAUAGCCUUUGCUUAAUUGUUUAUAUUGUUUAUACGUAAUGCCCAUCUGUGUUAUUUUUACAGAAAAUUAGAUACUAAAAUGGAGAUACGACAAAGCUCACAUAAAAAUGCAUGCAGGGGAGUGACUUGUAAAGUUAUUCAAAACGAUUCAACACAAAGUCCAAAACAUUUGUUUUAUGCUUGUCGUGUGCAUUUGGGACGUAUAUGUGUGAACAGCCGAAGCACUUUGUCGACCGUGCUCUGGAAUGAGCUCAUCUGCUAUAAGAUUUCUUUUCAGGAUGGAACGGUUUGAUUGGUUUAGGAUUAGGGGAAAGACUUACAUAAAAAAUUUUACUCGUGAUCAUAUUUGGUGUGUUCCAGAACCUGCAAUUUUCUUCGAUAUCAUAAAGCAAAAAUCGGUUAUCUUGCAGUUCUGGAACAGACUUAUGUGGCGUUUCCACUACACUUGAUUCGCUCUCUAUUCUUUGUUCGACCCUUAACUAUGAAAAAAACUACCUAAUUCUUCACACAAAAUUUCCUGAGCGAACACUCAUAUUUGUACGUUGUUCAAAUCAAAUCACUCUCAGAACAACGAAAAAAUAUGUCCCAUCCCUAACAAAUGAGAGCAUUUAUCGAAAAAAUAAAUUAUGACACUUAAAAAUUAUAAAUAGAAAAAUUUAAUGAAAUUUUAAAAAUUUUUGGGAAGACUGAAAAUUAUGUAUGAAAACUACAAUGUUGAAUGGCGUAUGUACAUUCAAACGAAAGUAAAUUUUGUUUUCUCUCUCAUUCGAGGUACGCAUUUGGUCCACGAGUUAAAAUUUCUACAGAAAACUGCAAACAAAAUAGUCAAUAUUUUCAAAAUGUUUCUAUCGGCAGAAAAAAUGUUUGACAAGUGUCUCUUCAGCAGAAUUUAAAAAUGGGAAAACACAAAAAUAUGUUCAAAAUGUCAACAUUUACACAAAAAGUUAGAGACGUGAAUGAAAAUUAUAAAAUUAAUGUUAUAAUAAAUCUUUGGGAGAAAAACAAUAAUUUCUUAUAUUCAUAUUAGUGAGAAUUUCAUGUAUUUUCGUAUACAUUCCCUUUAAAAUCAACAAACAAUUUUUUUGAAAAAAGGAAUUAUUUUACUAUGAAUUACGAAUCGUGCCGUAUGAACGGGUUAAUUCGUGUACCUAAUUCUGAGAGCGAACAACGUUGUUCGGUUUCCAAUGGAAACAUGCUAUCAGAACUACGAUGAAAUAUGUGCCAUCCCUAACAAAUGAGAGCAUUUAUCGAAAAAAUAAAUUAUGACAUUUAAAAAUUAAAACUAGAAAAAUUUAAUGAAAUUUUAAAAUUUUUUUGGGAAGACUGAAAAUUAUGAAUGAAAACUACAAUGUUGAAUGGCGUAUGUACAUUCAAACGAAAGUACAUUUUGUUUUCUCUUUCAUUCGAGGUACACAUUUUGUCCCCGAGUUGAAAUUUCCACAGAAAACUGCAAACAAAGGAGCAAUAUUUUCAAAAUGUUUGUAUCGGCAGAAAAAAAUUUUUGACAAGUGUCUCUCCAGCAGAAUUUAAAAUUAAAAAAUACAAAAAUAUGUUCAAAAUGUCAAUAUUUACACAAAAACUUGAAAACAUGAAUAAAAAUUGUAAAAUUAAUGAUAUAAUUAUUAUUUGGAAGAAAAACAAUAAUUUCUUCUAUUCAUAUUAGUGAGAAUUUCAUGUAUUUUUGUAUAAAUUCCCAUUCAAAUCAACAAACAAAAUUUGUGAAAAAAGGAAUUAUUUUACUAUGAAUUACGAAUCGUGCCGUAUGAGCGGGUUAAUUCGUGUACCUAAUUCUGAGAGCGAACAACGUGAUUGAAAGUGUAAUGAGAACAUAGCAUUAUUGUCUAUAAAAAUUUUAUUUGAUUAAAUAUAGUUUCUGGUUCAACGAAAUUAGCUUUAAUGUAAUAUUUGGAGCAGACAACGAAACGGAACGAUUUUCGAUGUUUUUUUCAAUUUUUUGGUGGAUUUAUUGCGAUAUAGCUUUUGACAGCAAGAUAACGUCUUGGUCUAAAUUCGCCUCCUGGGUGAAAUUAUAGAUAAGCUUUACAUCGAUGAGGGCAAGGUAAGGCAGAGCUACCAUGGCAUGGCAAAUUUUAUGCAAUUUGUUUACAAAAAAAAUAUAUAUAUUCAACCUCAGUGGCAACAAUAUUGAUUCUUAAAAAUUGAAUCUACCUGUAGCGAGACAGAACUGUCACUAUCGGCAGGACUUAGCGACUACUUUAUUUUGGUUGCUAAUUAGCCGAAAAUUUUCGUUAGUUACCGAAUUUUACCGAUAACACAAAAAAUUAGUUAAAGAAUUACACUACUGGUGCGCCUUGUAACGACUGUAUUAUCCUCCCACCUCUGAUUUGGAGUUUUCGUUCGUACAAGAAUAGAAUUGGUAUACCAUUUGAAAAACUCCUGCCCAUUUUGAAUUCACUUUAAUUUAAAAUUUGCUAUUACGACGAUCAACGUUUUUAAACGAUAUGAAGAGAUGUAUCGACUUUUUUUUAAUCGAAGAAAGAAAUCGUAAUUGUUCAGACUAGUACUACAUUGUUAUAAACUGAUUAUUUAUUCAAGAAUUUGCCGAAAUGUUUGCCAACUUAUUGUGUUGGGAACCCCAUAAGAGACUAAAACAAAAAAGAAACAUUAAAAAAAUUAUAUUAUUAAUGAAAAAAAGCCAAAUAUGUUGAUACAGAAUUUGCGAAUGGCAGGUAGGAUUUUAAAAUUUGUAAGCAGAUUUUUUGACCACGUAGUUGGUCAAUAAUAAUUCCAAUAUUAACUUUUCCCAAUGUCACUGCAAUAAACAAUGUAUAUUGUUAUUUUAAAAAUAUGAUAAACAAACUUAAUUUUCAUUUAACGUCCACAUAAACCCCAAAAUAGCAGGACGAAAUUUUUGCCGCUCUUUAUAUUCUUUUUGGAGGUCAUAAGUGCAGAAAUAAUGGAUUUACUCAUCCCGAUUUCUAAAGCACGAAUGUAAAGCAGUGCUGUAAACAAAUCGGUUCAGUGGUUCAUACCAUGGCAUAAUUACAGAAAGUAGGACAAAGAUAUCUUCUAAGUACAAUUUUAUUCCUUUGGUCAAAAUAUUUACAUAGAUUGUGUGUGUAUUCUUGGCUCAAUAAGAAAGGUUGCUAAAAUUCAAAGACUCUAGGAAAAAUGCAAGUCUGUACCAGAUAGGGGGACAAUGUUGUUUUAUCUCAGAAUUAAACAUUUUGUGGAGCAUGGAAAAUAUGCAUUUCUGUUGUAUCUAAAUUUGUAUGCUAUAAGGAACUAAUCAUGGUAUAAGAAUACAGACAUCAACUCUUGGGAACAUUCAUAUUUCUAAAAUUUUGAAUGAUUUUAAAAAAAUAUGUAGGUUUAUAUAUGUUUCUUAUACAACGCCUAUCAGAGGUUGUUAAGAUAUCCAUUUUUAAACAUUUUUUACAAAUUUGAAUAAUUUUUCAUUCAAAAUGUUCUAUUUCAAAAUUGGUUUGACAGUUCAUUGUCCCAGCAGCUGUGUGCAUUCUUCUACCAUGGAACUACUAAAAAAUGCGUUGUUUACAUUGCGACAUAAAUUUAUAAUUCAUAAUUCCGACCCCAACCAUUUCUUCUUAAUUGAAUUAAUUAAAAAAUUAAUUAAUUAAUUAAAACUAAAUUGAAAAAUUGGCAAAUAAUUAUAUUCCGCAGGUAUAUUUGCAAUACUUUUUACUGUACCACACUACAAUGAAAAUUUAUUUAAGCAAUUGUGUAAUUCUUUACCAGGACGUAUACCAAUUUCGGUCCAAUAAAAAAUCCAGCAAUCCAGUAAUUGUGUUGUGAUUUAAUUAAAAAUUACCCAACAGAUGAUGGAUAAUGUAUGGCAUUCUAAGUAAAUUAAAAUUGGGUAUCACAUAACCUUUUAUACUAAAAUCUCCCACUGGAAAAGUCAUCUUUAUCUAUAAAUUAGACUAUUGCCAAUUCCCAGUAUUAAUGUAAAGUCAUGUAUAUAGUUGCAUGUAUAUUAGUUACAUGUACUUAUACGACAUCCAGUGGAUUCUGAAUGUCAAUCUAUAAACGUAUACGUCAAAUGAAAUCCAUUUUAGGAAUUGGCAGUUAAGAUCCGUGUCGUAAGUACGGAAACACUUUUAUGCUAUGUGAAUAUGCCAAGUUUCAAAUUUAUUUUAGAUUAUUGCAAAACAAGAUUUGUUUGAGCAUAGCCUGAUGAAAUUAGGGUGGAAAUAAAUAAAUCGCAUAUUUGGCCGGCUUAAGUAAUCGGCUGGCUUCUUCGUAGAUGAACAAAUAAGUUUUAGGUUGACUUAGUUCAAUUUUGGCCCUAGGCUUCUUCGUUCAUUUCAGAAGAAGUCAGCCGAUGACUUAAGCCAGCCAGAUAAGCGCUUUAUGUAUUCCCACCUUUACCUGUGGCAUAGUAGAACCAAUCGAUUCAAUCUCAUUUCGUAUCUCACACAAGAGAAUGCUUUAACUGUUAGUGUAAAUAGUGAUAGUUUUUUUUUUUUUUUUUUUUUUGUUUUGAAGCCACAUCAUUUAUGUUUUCAAACAUGAUAGCAUAAUUCUUUGUAUCAUAUACAUACUUGUAUGCAUGUAUGAAUUUAUACAUUAGUGUAGCAGUUCUUUUCUUCAUUACAGUAUUAAACAAGUAUUAAACGAUAUUCAAUAUUGAAAAAAAAACGAUUUAAAUGAAGACACACAAACACACGCAAUACUUAUAAACAUUACCGACCAUGGUAGAAGAAUAUAGGUAGAUGCAUCAACGCUUGGGAACAUUGAAAUAUCAAAAUUUUUAAAGUGUUUUGUCAAAAAUUAGUAGAUUUUUAUAUGUUUUCUAAUACGAUGCAAAUCGGAGGUUGUAAUGAUAUGUAUUUUUCAACAAUUUUUACAAAUUUCAAUAAUUUUUCAUUCAAGAUUUUCAAUUCCAAAAUCAGUUUAACAGUUCAUUUUCCCAGCAGCUGUGUCGAUGCGACUACCUGUAUUCUUCUACCAUGUUAUCGACACAAUACAAUACACGCUUCACUACUGAAAUGGAUUAACUCAGUUUGUAUCAUUUAAUGUGAUUUCAAUUUCUAUAUUCAACUCUACAAAGUUCGCUUCAAAAUGUGUGUUUUAGGAAACAAAACCGAUUAUUUUCACUGACGAGCUUGGAAAUGAAUUGAAUUUGUUGGAUUCAAUGUUUUUGGAAAAUAUUGGUUCCUAAUACCUCCAGAUUUUUUGAAUCUGUAAAUUGAUUAAUUAAAUUAGAAUACAGAUAUGUUAGCAAAAGAAAAAAACACAUUUACGGAACAUUGUGGUGUAGGUCGACUACAGCCUUUGCCAACUGAUUCCUUGUUAGAAUUAGUCAAUAUUAAAUGUCAUAUGAUAUAAAUUGAGAUAAACCAAGAAAACACAUAAACAAUGUAAAACAACAGUGCCUUCAUCACAAUAGAAUGAAAAAAUGACAACAAAACAAACACUUUCUAUAUAGUUUACACUAAAGUAAGAAUAGAUCCGACGGGUCAAAGAACGAAUGGUUAAUAUGUACAUGUUUGAUAAACGACAAAAACAAAUUGAGAUGCAAAUCGCUUGUGAAUAAUUAAGGAAUUGUUAGAAUACACAAAUGUACACAGACAUUCUGAUAGAUAGUACAUAUGCACAUGAUAAUAUUUUUCGAAGUAAUACAUUGACUAUACACAGGUACAUAUGUAUAUGCCAACACCAAAAUACAGAAGCCAUUCAAGUUCACAUUCUAGAUUGUAAUUGGAAAGAUUUAAUUGAGCCAUAAAUUAGCAAAAUAAGGAAAGUUCAUUUUAUUGCUGUUAGAAUUAAAAUGUAAGCUACAUCGAUUACAAUAUAAAUAUUGCAUAUACAAACAUAUAUUAAAGAGUAAUAUCAAGUGCAAUCAUCAAAAUAGAUCCCAGUUCAAAGCUUCAAAGCAAAAAGAUGCCAAUAUUCUGCAGAAGGGCUUUUAAAAAUAUAGUCAUUUUCAAAACACUGGGCUAAAAACCUUGUGACAUGAGCCAGAAAAACAGACAGAAAGCACAGCAAGCUCUUCACAACACGAUCUUCCCCAUAUUUAAUUGGGCGCCAUUUUCUUUUUAUUGUGUUGUCGCUUAUGCAAGGUAAUUGAAUCAUAUGUUGCCAAGCCCAUUUGUCGAUAUUUAAUUACCCAGCAAAAGAUUUAAACGAAGUGGUUGAGUAGGAAGUGAUAAUUAAGUAUUUUUCCGAGCAGUUAAUUCAGAGACCCUCUGAAACAAAAACAAACACAACUCAUUUUCAAAAGCUUCAAUUCUUGAAUUCUACUUUAAAGAAUUUGCUAACAAAACCGUUAAUUUUUAUUAAUAUUAUUUUGUUGUUACCCGAUUUUAUUUGUAACAGCGUAACCUAAAAAAUGUUUUGUACGUCCCAAAUACUCCAGGUCCAUAUCUUAAAACCUACCACCAAUUAACGUUGUAAAAAUUGAUUCCAAUACAAAAACAAAAAAAAAAUCAAUUGUCAGUGUUGAAAAUGUUCAACUUUGAAAUUUUGUACGCCCGUCGUAUUUUGGAAGCACUUAUAUGAGUACAUGUUUUUUACUUGUGUGGUGAAAAACAUCAACUGGGUACGUCGAAUUUUAGGUAACGCUUUAAAUAAUAACUUUAAAUAUAUAAGCAAAUCUGUAAUCAAAUCACAUUUUUUUAAUACAAUAAUACAAAAAAACUGAAACUUGCGCGUUUCAAUAGUUGGUUGAUCUAUUACGAUGCAAACCACUUACUGUAAUCAUGUGCCCGAUUUCCUGUGAAGCAAAUAUUAAACAAAACAAAAUAGAAAUUAUUUAAAUGUUCAUUGUGUGUAUUAAGAUUCUUUCGUCAAAUUUCUCGAAUUUUUAAAUUAGAGUUAUAAUUUUAUUGCGAAAUUAUAAAUUAUUCUAGCUAGAUAAUAAAUAACCAAAAUAAUUUAAUUCCAUUAAGGUUUUAAUUAAGAAAUAAGAAAUCAAACAAUAAAUAAAUGCUAAUAUAUGAAAUAAAAUGAUCAAAUGUGUGUUUUCUGUUGUUGUUGGAAUCGAAACAAUCUUAUGGAACGU